AUGGAUAAAUCUAUAGUUUCGAUUAUGACUGACCCAAUACCUUCUACUGCUACUACUGUUACUGAAAAACAGCUCGAGAAUGAAUCGAAUAAAACAACAGCAUCAACAGAGCAAUCGCAUUUAAAAAGGCACACUGAGGAUGAAUUGGACACAAGGGAGCCAAAAGCACCGAAACUAUCUGUAGUGCAAAAUAAAAUGGAUGAAGAUGAGGCCGAUAAACUCACUGCGGAGUUCAUCAUUGAUGAUGCUGAUGAAGAAGACAUGGUCGAUUUAGGUAGGACCAAUGCUAAAAAAGUGAAGGAUACGAUAUCCACUGAAGCGAACGGUGAAGAUAAAGCAAAUGCCACAAUAAAUAAUGACAAUCAACCACAAAAGAGUGACAAUCUUAGCGACGAGAGCAAGAAAACAGAUGAAGUUCUCAUUAAGGUAGAAAAGAAAGAUCAACAGUUAGAGAAUAAUGAAGUCACUACCAAGAAGGAUAACGAAGACCCAAUCCAUCAUGGGAUCAAUAAACCACAACCACCUCAGAUUAUUGCACCGCCACCACCACCACCUGGCCUUCAUUUGUUGACACCAGAGCAGCAGCAACAAUUACUUCAAUCAUCCUACCAUGGCGGCCAAGAAUUCGCUACUACCUUGGCUCAAGCCAUGAUUACACCUGUGGCUAUUUCAGCCACUGGAUUGCCUCCUGCUGUUAUUAUUCAGCAAAUGCAACAAAAUGGCGUUCUUAGCGCUGGAAAUGGGAUUAUUACGCCUUUGGCUGGUCCACCACCUUCUUUAAAUCCACAGAAUACUUCUCAAACAAGUGCUUCUAAUCCUUCCUCUUCAUCCCCACAACCUCAAAAUCAACAAUCACAACAACAGCAACAACAGCAAUCUGAAGAGCAAUCUCAUCACCCACAAACACAAACCUCGCCCUCCACAUCAUCCCGGACAUCCCCAGACACUUCACCCCAGCCUCCUCAAUUAAUUCCUGUUUCCGGUUCACCUACGAUUACAACAAUUGCUACUGUCACUACAACCGCUAAUAACAAUACGAAUAACGAUAAACAGCGUCCUAAUACACGCAGUCUAUCCAAUGAUGAGAAAAGACAACGGCGCUUGUUACGAAACCGGGUCGCUGCUAAAGAAUGCCGUAAAAAGAAAAAGCAACAUAUUCAGGAUAUGGAACAGAAGAUUUUACAGCUAGAGGAUGAAAAUAAGAAGCUAAAGGACCAAGUAGAUGAGCUAAGAGCCAAAUUAGGAUUGCCAUCUUUAGCGACGACAGCACUAUCGACGACAGCAGCACCCACAACUACUGAUAUCCAUGGCAGUGCUGGUCCAACAAUGAGCAACAAUCCAAAAAUUACUAGCAGAUCACCUACCAUGGAACGUACAAUGAAUAACCCUGCUUUGACAGCAGCACCGGCCAUGACUAACACAAAUACCACGCCACCAGCUGUACAAGAACAAGCGCCUCAACAAAAAGCUGUAACUGCUAGUAUUAGCAACCAAACUAAAGCGCAAACAAACUCUACUACUGCCUUUUAUACCUUGAGCGACGCAGAAGAGUUAGAAGCAUUGAAUGCCGAGUUAGGUGACAAAAGUAAUAAGGAUAGUAUAGACAACAAAGAAGCAGUAAAUGCUGCUAUGAAUAAAGCGAUAAAGGAAUGGAAUACAAUCAACAACAACAACAAUAAUGAUAAUAACAACGGUGCUGAAACCUCCGAGCAGCAGGAGCAACAGGAUGGUGAUGUAUUAAUGAAAGAUGCCGAAGCAACCAUUUCUACUCCUACUGCUAUUACCUCUACUACUACCGCCAUCAGUGCUACUGCUGAUACCAGCAAUACGACAACAGAUGCCCCAACCACAUCUUCGGAUAAUAUAUCAUUAAACAACGCUUAG
Messenger RNA from Mycotypha africana, 1884 nucleotides. RefSeq lists its product as uncharacterized. Bases 1 to 1884 code for a protein of 627 amino acids. Gene Ontology annotation, molecular function: RNA polymerase II cis-regulatory region sequence-specific DNA binding; DNA-binding transcription factor activity, RNA polymerase II-specific. Gene Ontology annotation, biological process: regulation of transcription by RNA polymerase II. The transcript has a single exon. Lineage: Eukaryota; Fungi; Mucoromycota; Mucoromycetes; Mucorales; Mycotyphaceae. The record is from RefSeq and is a predicted model, not a curated record.